Molecule: messenger RNA, 456 nt
Organism: Letharia lupina
Lineage: Eukaryota; Fungi; Ascomycota; Lecanoromycetes; Lecanorales; Parmeliaceae
Exons: 1
Coding region: 1-456 (151 amino acids)
Source: RefSeq, a predicted model, not a curated record
AUGACCAAAAGACGCAACGCCACCGACGUCUCCAAACCCCCCUCGAAGCCAAAACUCUCCACCGAAGUGACCAAAAUCGCAAACGCCAUCACCGGCGUCGCCAAGAAUCCCUUGGUCGAAAAACGCAAGCCCACGACCAAACCCAAACCCGCCAAGACGCAAAACAACAACAACACCACCACCGCCGACGACGUCAACGCAGCGUCCACAGCCGUACCCACCGCCCCGGACGUCCUCGCCAUCGAACCCCCGCCGCCGGUCAAGCGCACCCCUAGACCCGCCACGAUGAAACCCGCCGCCGCGACCGGUGCCCCUAGCGGUGGCGCGACCGGUGUCGCCAAGGGCAAGAAACCGAUCCUCGCGCGAACCCCGCCCGAGCAGCAACACGGCGGCCGCGCGAAGAUCGGCCGCCCGGAGUUCCGCUACGGUGGAGGGGACAGAGGGGCCGGAAGAUGA